Molecule: messenger RNA, 1431 nt
Organism: Miscanthus lutarioriparius
Lineage: Eukaryota; Viridiplantae; Streptophyta; Magnoliopsida; Poales; Poaceae
Source: the annotation of a GenBank genome assembly
AUGCCGGCCAGGACAUGGCUCGCCGACCUGCGCUCGAGGCUCGGCGUCGGCCCCAGGGACGACGUCGACGGGCUUGGCAUCCUGGCCUUCGAGGCAGCAGCCACCAUGUCGCGGCUCGUGUCGCUCCACCGGACGGUGUCCGACGUCGAGGUCAGGAGGCUCCGCGCCGACGUCUUGCGCGCCGAGGGCGUCGCGCGGCUAACGUCCACGGACCAGGCUCUCCUGCUCCGUCUCGCGUGCGGCGAGCUCCUGGCGGACCUCGACCGCGCCGCCGACAGCGUGGCGCGCUUCGGUGCGCGGUGCUGCGCCGGCGCCGGCGACGCGCCGCUCCUGCGGGACUUCGACCGGAUCUACGCCGACGCGAAGCGGGGCCGACUCGCGCAGCUGGACGCCACGGUCGGGUUCUCCAGGGGCGCUACGAAGCGGUUCAAGGAGAUGGAGCGGCAUGUGGUCGUGGCGGCGAAGCUGUACGCGGAGAUGGACGCGCUCAGCGAGCUGGAGGCGUCGGAGCGGCGGAUGGAGCAGUGGAAGCAGCACAGCGGGCCCAUCCCGGCGCAGUCGUCGGGGACGGGCAAGAGGUCAGCGGCCGAACCCGGAGAGAAGCUGAUGAGCAAGCUCAGGGCACAGCGGCAGAAGGUGCGACGGCUCAUGGAGGGAUCACUCUGGAACGUCGCCGCCGGCAAGGCGGCGAGGCUCAUGGCCAAGUCGGUCCUCGCCGUGCUCGCACGCAUCUCCCUUGCCUUUGGCGCGUCCGUUCCAGGCCUUCCACCUUGGACGGUAGGACGCGCGUGGGCGCUCGGUCAUCAUUCGUCCGGCCCGUUACACCGGUCGGCGACGCCCGCGGCGCUCCGGCACUCGGCUCCCAUCUUCGGCCAGAAAGACGCCACCUCUCCACUUUUGGAAUCGAUCAAGCCAUCAGUGAGCACGGUCAGCGGCUCGAGCAUGGAGCUGCGAUACGCGAACGUGAUCUUGGCUGCCGAGACGUUGCUCGCGGCGCUGAGGCCGCCGGCGGCAGGUGACAGCGAGGAAGUGCAGGAAGGGAUGAUCGACCUGUCGAAGAGAGACGCGCUGUACAAGAUGCUACCCGUCAGCAUCCGCGAGGCCAUGAACGCGAAGCUGAGAGAGAGCUGGAAUAAAGGGCAACCGGUGGACGAGCUGGCUGCGGCGGAAUCGAGGGAUGCGGUGGAGCGUCUGCUGCGGUGGUUGAGCCCGUUGGCGCACGACACUGUGCGGUGGAACGACGAGCGGAGUAUGGAGCGGGCGCAGCGGUUCAGCAUGCAGCCGCGCGCGCUGAUGGUGCAGACGCUGCACUUCGCCGACCGGCAGAAGACGGAUGCUGCUAUCGUUGAUGUCCUCAUCGACCUCAGCUGCAUAUGCUGGUACGACGAUGAGCGGCGGCGGCUGGAGUCUCAUGACUGGGACGACGAGUAG